Molecule: messenger RNA, 519 nt
Organism: Penicillium longicatenatum
Lineage: Eukaryota; Fungi; Ascomycota; Eurotiomycetes; Eurotiales; Aspergillaceae
Exons: 1
Coding region: 1-519 (172 amino acids)
Source: RefSeq, a predicted model, not a curated record
AUGGAUACAUCUCAUAUUCUUAAUCAGCUCUCACUGUCACCUACAAGAUUUCCGGAUUGCUGCUUGGCUAUUUCCAGCACCUUGAUCACCUCUAUUGUUGCACUCCUCCCCAAGAAGCCCGCCUUUACGCUCUCGAUCGGCAGCGGAUCAGGUCUACUCGAGUAUCUACUUGCUCAUAGCAAUGAACAUGUAUCAGUUCAGGGUGUGGAGGUGAGCUCAACUGUCAAUCGGUACAUUUCCGAGGAAGAUAUGCAUGUCGUUAGUGGUGCGUGGGGUCUAUAUUCCUUUGCCAAGCAGGCUACGGCAUGGAUGUUUGUGUACCCACGCGACCCGAAGCUUGUCACAAGAUAUCUUGACUCAUAUGGCAGUGAAGCUGUAGAAGUGAUUCUCUGGCUUGGGCCACGGGUCGAUUGGCCCGACUAUGAGCCGUGUUUUCGCCAUUCCUCAUUCUCGAAGCUUGAAUUUCCAGAUAUCGGAUUAACGCCGUAUGAGGUCGCGGUAGUUGCCCGAAGAUCAUGA